This is a messenger RNA of Coregonus sp. 'balchen', 15295 nucleotides long. Lineage: Eukaryota; Metazoa; Chordata; Actinopteri; Salmoniformes; Salmonidae. The record is from the annotation of a GenBank genome assembly.
UGAUGCUCAAACGAUGCCUAUAGUGGACAAGCUCAAGGAAGCCCUGAAGCCCGGCCGGAAGGACUCCUCGGCGGGCGACGAGGGCGACCUCAACAAGCUGCUGGCCUCCUCGGCCAAGAAGGUCCUGCUGCAGAAAAUUGAGUUUGAGCCGGCCAGCAAAGGCUUCUCCUACCAGCUGGACAGCCUCAAAACCAAGUAUGUGAUCCUCAACCCCCGCAGCAGUGAGGGGGCCACAUCGGGGCAGAGGGCCAGCACAGAGCCCGCUCAGAUCAAGAGGCAAGGUAAGGCCGUUGACUGGGAAAUGUACUCUCUCCUAGAGCCAUUCAAGAGGUUUGUUGUCUAGUUUUCACUGCACACAGCAUUUCGACACACUUUGACAUUCUUAAUCCCCUCAUUGUCUCUCUACCCUUUUGGUGGAAAGUGGAAUUGAAGAAUAGCUCUAUUCACCAUGAGCGUUUUUCUCUCUCUUUGGGUUUUGGGCGAAGUGAUCGAGUUAGGCAAAAUUGUUGAGCCUUUGUCUGCCAAACUAUUUUCUGGCUUUUCUGAAUUAUCCAUGCAAUUUCUCUAAUUCAUCUCACUCCUCCAUCCACCAGUUUCAGACAACCAAGGUGGGGGCCAGAGUGAUGGGAUCCCUGCCCCGCAGAAGAUGCUCUUCCCUGGGAACAGACUCUCAAUGCGUUGGGAGCGUGUCUACCGGGUGGGAGCUGGCCUCCACAACCUUGGCAACACCUGCUUCCUCAACUCCACUGUGCAGUGUCUCACCUACACACCGCCCCUGGCAAACUAUCUACUCUCCAAGGAGCACAGUCGUGCCUGUGAGUAGUUUAGUUGACUUCUGUUUAGAGACCUUUUUUGAAUGGCACAAUAUGGGAGUUGAAGUGCCAAACCAUUAAAUAGACAAUACAGGUAUUUUUCUUCUAGUUGUUGAGACUAAACGGGUCCCCUAAAUGGACAGAAAUAUAUUGUCUAGAAAUUACCUCGAAGGUUGGAUGGAAAGGGGCACAUGUCCAACAGCUCUACUCCCAUGAGUAAAAGCAUACUGUUUGCUUAAAAACAAAGGAUUUGUGUGUAUUCACAUAUCAUAAACCUUACAGCCAACAUUCACACCAAAAUCUGACAUGCACAAUAAGCAAUGGACCUUCUAUAUGUUUAAGCAAACUGUUGUGCUGGAAGCCAAAUUACUUCCCCAGUCUGUUGGGGUGUUGACAGGGACUUGACUUCCCCAGUCUGUUGGGGUAUUGACGGGGACUUGACUUCCCCAGUCUGUUGGGGUAAUGACGGGGACUUGACUUCCCCAGUCUGUUGGGGUAAUGACGGGGACUUGACUUCCCCAGUCUGUUGGGGUAAUGACGGGGACUUGACUUCCCCAGUCUGUUGGGGUAAUGACGGGGACUUGACUUCCCCUCAUUAUUCUAUUCCUGUGCCAUUUCAGGUCACCAGUCGGGUUUCUGUAUGAUUUGUAUAAUGCAGAACCACAUCAUCCAAGCCUUUGCCAACACGGGCAAUGCCAUCAAGCCUGUCUCCUUCAUCCGAGACCUAAAAAGUAAGUAGUAUGCUUCUUGUUUAGCUGGUUUCUGCCUAUUGAGUUGGUGUUGGUCUUUGGAAUUGUAGUGCAAGGCAAGCUUGUUGUUUCUAGCAGCAUUGCAAUUUUUGUUGGCCUGUAAAGUACAUGGUAUUGAUUAGCUGUUAUAUUCUUGAUUUCAGUUUAGUUUCAGAAACACUAACCAGGUUUCCAUCCAACCUUUUAUGUGAGUAAAGUACAUCGGAUAAAACAUGUCACAACGGGCCUGAUGGAAACAGAAAAUGUCGACUAAACAAAAUACGCUUGACAAGUUGGGAUGAUUUUGUGUACGAUUAAUUAUGCGAGUAAUGGAAAUGCUUUUAUGCGCAAAUAUUGAUUAUAAUAACAUCAUAUCGAAGUAAAUUGGAGUCACGCAAUGAUAUAUUGUGUGGUCCUCCCACCAUGACUCAGGAAAGAAUGCAGUUUAUUAGUCUACAGAUGAAAUAAGUUAUGAACUUCACAGGGUGGUGAAAGUGCGAGGUGAUGAGCUUGAGCCUCCUUUCCAAUACAUAUUGAGGGUCUUAUUCUAGUCAUGAUCGAUGCUUGACUGCCAUUUAACAAAUACAAAUAAUCUUUGUCUUUAGUCCAUAAUAAUCUCAUGUAUGCUAUACCCACACUGCAUCUACGAGUGUGAGCUGCUGUUUAGAGAGCAGAGUGGGCACACCCACUAUAUAACACAACAUCUUUAGUGACAAAACCAUCAGUAGAGUGAAAAAUGCGAUAACUCAUUUAACUCUUUUUAAAAAUGUAUUCGGUAUGUGGAAAUUUUGCACUACAUCAUCACGCACAGCCUUUUAUCUGCAACAAGUCAAUUUGAUGGAAACAUCCCUUAAACAUCUCUGGUGGGAAAAUGUGCAUAUUGAUUUUAUGCAGAUUUGAGAACUUUCACAUAAAAAUCUCGCUAAUUGGAUGGAAACCUUGCUAAUGAAAUGAAAACCAAAGAAAUCUGAUUCAAUAUUAUGUACUGCAUGUUUGUCACUUGUUAUUUACCCGUACAUCGAUUGUAAUAUAUAAUCGUUCCGUAGAUGGUGCAUUGUGCCAGAGAGAGCACCCUGGAGACUCAGUAGCAGUAUGCAUAAGGUGAUGACAUAACACUGGUUGGAAGUGUCACCGUGACUGCAGUGCCUUAGUGAGGCUGUGACUGUUAUCUAGAGGGGAGGGAUGGUACAACCACUAUACUGUUAUCUAGAGGGGAGGGAUGGUACAACCACUAUACUGUUAUCUAGAGGGGAGGGAUGGUACAACCACUAUACUGUUAUCUAGAGGGGAGGGAUGGUACAACCACUAUCUGUUAUCUAGAGGGGAGGGAUGGUACAACCACUAUACUGUUAUCUAGAGGGGAGGGAUGGUACAACCACUAUACUGUUAUCUAGAGGGGAGGGAUGGUACAACCAAUAUGCUGUUAUCUAGAGGGGAGGGAUGGUACAACCACUAUCUGUUAUCUAGAGGGGAGGGAUGGUACAACCACUAUACUGUUAUCUAGAGGGGAGGGAUGGUACAACCACUAUCUGUUAUCUAGAGGGGAGGGAUGGUACAACCACUAUACUGUUAUCUAGAGGGGAGGGAUGGUACAACCACUAUACUGUUAUAUAGAGGGGAGGGAUGGUACAACCAAUAUGCUGUUAUAUAGAGGGGAGGGAUGGUACAACCAAUAUGCUGUUAUAUAGAGGGGAGGGAUGGUACAACCACUAUCUGUUAUCUAGAGGGGAGGGAUGGUACAACCAAUAUGCUGUUAUAUAGAGGGGAGGGAUGGUACAACCACCACACUGUUAUAUAGAGGGGAGGGAUGGUGUGAGCUUAGCCUGAAAUGAAGUUUCAAAUGCCCACUCGGAUCAAUGCAAAUGUCAGUAAUAUAGUCUAAGCUUGGCACAGUGAAUGACUGGUUUAAGUUUGCAGAGACUUCAUGGGAGUGUGAUCUUCCUGUAUCUACCUUAUGGAGUGUGAUCUUCCUGUAUCUACCUUAUGGUGUGUGUAGUAGUAGAGUCCCCGAGAGCAGGGCUGUUCAAUUCCGCUCCUGGAGGGCUGAAACACUUCCGUUUUUAAUUUCUACCUGGUGUACCAGGUCUGAAUUAGUCCCAUAGUAGGAGAGGAUGGAAACCAGAAGUGUUUGGGCCCUCCUGGAACGACAUUGAACAGCCUGCGAUGGGCCUGAGUCAGAGAAGCACUGUCUCCAGGGAUCACCCUUCCGUUCCCCUUCUCGGUCCUGUCCACCUCUUCCUACCGCCCGUCUUUCUCCUUCCUUAUUGCUGCAAUACCCUCUUCCCACCUCCUGUGCUCUCCUUCUCUCUACGAUGCCCUUUCUGUCUCCUUGUGACUGCGGGCAGGGAGAAGCAGCAUUUGCACAAACCCACAGAAAUGCUAACAAUUUCUCUACAGUCUGCUCUGCUAAAAUGGUAGAUUUUUCCUUUAGCUACCUCUAUCUCCUCGCUAUAAGUGUGGAUACUUUUUCUCUCCCUCGCAUCUCUCCCUCGCCUCUCUCCCUCCCUCGCCUCUCUCCCUCCCUCGCCUCUCGCCCUGCCUGUUGCUCUCUCUCUCGCGCCCCGCUCUCUCUCUCGCGCCCCGCUCUCUCUCGCGCCCCGCUCUCUCUCUCGCGCCCCGCUCUCUCUCGCGCCCCGCUCUCUCUCUCGCGCCCCGCUCUCUCUCUCGCGCCCGCUCUCUCUCUCGCGCCCCGCUCUCUCUCUCGCGCCCCGCUCUCUCUCUCGCGCCCCGCUCUCUCUCUCGCGCCCCGCUCUCUCUCUCGCGCCCCGCUCUCUCUCUCGCGCCCCGCUCUCUCUCUCGCGCCCCGCUCUCUCUCUCGCGCCCCGCUCUCUCUCUCGCGCCCCGCUCUCUCUCGCGCCCCGCUCUCUCUCUCGCGCCCCGCUCUCUCUCUCGCGCCCCGCUCUCUCUCUCGCGCCCCGCUCUCUCUCUCGCGCCCCGCUCUCUCUCUCGCGCCCCGCUCUCUCUCUCGCGCCCCGCUCUCUCUCUCGCGCCCCGCUCUCUCUCUCGCGCCCCCGCUCUCUCUCUCGCGCCCCGCUCUCUCUCUCGCGCCCCGCUCUCUCUCUCGCGCCCCGCUCUCUCUCUCGCGCCCCGCUCUCUCUCUCGCGCCCCGCUCUCUCUCUCGCGCCCCGCUCUCUCUCUCGCGCCCCGCUCUCUCUCUCGCCCCCGCUCUCUCUCUCUCGCCCCGCUCUCUCUCUCGCGCCCCGCUCUCUCUCUCUCUCUCUCGCGCCCCGCUCUCGCUCUCUCUCUCUCGCGCCCCGCUCUCUCUCUCUCUCUCGCGCCCCGCUCUCUCUCUCUCUCGCGCCCCGCUCUCUCUCUCUCUCUCGCGCCCCGCUCUCUCUCUCUCUCUCGCGCCCCGCUCUCUCUCUCUCUCUCGCGCCCCGCUCUCUCUCUCGCGUCAGAGAAGCACUGUCUCCAGGGAUCACCCUUCCGUUCCCCUUCUCGGUCAUGUCCACCUCUUCCUACCGCCCGUCUUUCUCCUUCCUUAUUGCUGCAAUACCCUCUUCCCCCCUCCUGUGCUCUCCUUCUCUCUACGAUGCCCUUUCUGUCUCCUUGUGACUGCGGGCAGGGAGAAGCAGCAUUUGCACAAACCCACAGAAAUGCUAACAAUUUCUCUACAGUCUGCUCUGCUAAAAUGGUAGAUUUUUCCUUUAGCUACCUCUAUCUCCUCGCUAUAAGAUUUGGAUACUUUUUCUCUCCCUCGCCUCUCUCCCUCCCUCCCUCGCCUCUCGCCCUGCCUGCUGCUCUCUCUCUCGCGCCCCGCUCUCUCUCUCUCGCGCCCCGCUCUCUCUCUCUCGCGCCCCGCUCUCUCUCUCUCGCGCCCCGCUCUCUCUCUCGCGCCCCGCUCUCUCUCUCUCGCGCCCCGCUCUCUCUCUCUCGCGCCCCGCUCUCUCUCUCUCGCGCCCCGCUCUCUCUCUCUCGCGCCCCGCUCUCUCUCUCGCGCCCCGCUCUCUCUCUCGCGCCCCGCUCUCUCUCUCGCGCCCCGCUCUCUCUCUCGCGCCCCGCUCUCUCUCUCUCGCCCCACUCUCUCUCUCUCGCGCGCCCCGCUCUCUCGCGCGCCCCGCUCUCUCCCUCGCCUUGCUCUCUCUCAUCCCUCUCUCUCCCUCGCCUUUGCACAUGUCCAUAAUUGUGAUAACCCUUAGCUAGGGCUGCACAGUAUAUUGAAUAACUAACUUUCUCUCUAGUUUGUGCUGUCUCCUUUCCCCUCUAUCUGUUAAGAGGAGACUGUAGACUGUUUCUCCACCCAAAACCACUCAUUCCUUUAAUUUACAGUGUUAAAUAACACUGUGGGAACUAUAUGUUUUCUGAACAAAUGUUUCAUUCUGGCGUUAUAACAAUGUUGGUAGCAACAUGGAAAAUCGUUGUGAAAAUCUGUUGCAGCUCAAGUCGACUACAACAUCCACAAUGCAAUGCUCUCUAUGGGCUGGCUGGCUAGCUAGCUAGCAAACGUAGCUACACACAAUGAUACCAAAGACAAUAUCAGCAUAUAAAGUAGCUAGUUAGCUGUAAAAUCGCCUCAACUGCACUAUCAAUUUAGGAGUCUACAAUCUCACCACGUUCAACCUGCAGAUCGAUGUGCCUCACAGAGUGAAGUCUGACAUUUGCAACAGCAGAUAUAUUUUUGAGAAGAUGGGAAAUGUUGCCCAUGCUAUGUCAAUAGGCGCACGGUGCAUUCGGGGCGAUUCUGGGACAAGGAGCACUCUCCUUUAAGGAGUGAAUGGGAGUCUAUUGGGCGCUAGUUCAAAAAACCAACAUUAGCACGGAUUUCGUCAACAAUAAGUACAACAUUACAAAUAUUUUCUGAGAUAAUUAACUUGCUAUCUGUAAUAUCGUAUGGUGUUGUAAUAGUGACAUUAUGCACUUUCAAUGAAAAUAGGCACGUUUCUCAACAUACACACUGACUUUGAGAAGGGAUUGCGUGACGAUUAGCUUAGCAACUGUGUGACGCAGCAUGACAACGUGAACAUGAUUGGUCGACAGUCUGCUGGGUGGGGCGUUACACAUUCAUUAGAUUCCUAUUUCUUUUCUAAAGGAUGUCUGUCGAUUUAAGGCAACCCCCCACACACUGCUAUGAUUCAGAGGGGUUGGGUUAAAUGCAGAAGACACAUUUCAGUUGAAUGCAUUCAGUUGUACAACUGACUAGGUAUCCCCCUUUCCCUUUAUAAUAGCUCUGGCAACGGCACCAUGCAUGCACCCUGGGCUAAAGAGGCAGACCAAUAGGACAAAUGUGCUAGACCUACAAGUUUAUCCAGGUAGGAAUAUGGCAAAAAUAUGAUCAAUGGCUCAUUCAAGAGAAGACAUUCUUCCGAGUUAUGACAUCGGCCAGUAUUGAAAUCUGACAUGUAUGAUAGACGUUUUCACAAUCUAAAAGUCGUAUUCCGAUUAACUUCCAGUGUAGUUAGAGCGACUUUAUCACAGAGCUACGCCAUACUGGCCGGAAUUUCGCCAAUAACUCCGAUACACGUUAAAACAUGAAAUGACCCAGGGAAUCGAUAGAACAUCGCUCAGAGAUGCACGAAAACAAUAUAUUAUUAAUAAUGGGUGAACCUUUCCUUUAAGAGGAGGACUGUAGCAGGUUGUAGAAUGUUUAGGUCUCUGUUUCUCCCUCCCUUUAAGAGGAGACUAAUCUGAAUGGCUUAAUGCCUCCGCGUGGUCUCAUGCGGUAGGCCUGUUGAUAAUGGAUAGGUCAUUUCCCCCCACUGAGGACAAUCAUGUAUUUUCACAGGCACAGCCCAUUAGUUACAAACCACAUCAAACCAACAUCGGAGACAAAAACACAUCAGGAAGAUUGGAUUGGUGGUGCUGGUAUUGUGUGUUGUAGAUAGUUUCCGAUGAAGCCAUAAGGGAUGGAGUUGAGGCUUUUGGUAUUGGUUUAACGGGGUGUUUCUUGUUUGCUCUUGCAGAAAUUGCCAGGCACUUUCGGUUCGGAAGCCAGGAAGACGCCCAUGAAUUUUUACGCUACACCAUCGAUGCCAUGCAGAAAGCCUGUCUGAACGGCUACCCCAAGUAAGUUUUUCAAGUCAUCGCGUGAAGGACACUAAUUAUACCUCACUGAAAUGUGGAUUGAAUUGAAUGUGGGUGUUCAGAAAGCGUCAAUCUUUUUUUUUUUGUUGUACUUAGUCAUUCUGUCAUUUUUGGAUGGUUCUUUUGUGUUUUUGAAUUGUAUUUCUCUCUCUGGGUCGUAGGUUAGACCGGACGACACAGGCCACCACAUUGGUCCACCAGAUCUUUGGAGGUUACCUCAGGUCGCGAGGUACAUCUUUCAAUCUACUAUAUUGCACAGUUGUGGUCAAUUCCAUUUCAAUUCAGGAACUACACUGAAUUCCAAUUCUCUUCAAUGCUUUUUAAUUGAAGACAAUUUGGAACUGGAAUUUGUACUUUCUGAGCUGACUGGAAUUCAAAUGGAAUUGACCCCAACCCUGCUACAUUGAUAACUACUUUUUAAGGCAUAUUGGCAAAUUGCCUUAGUGGAUUAAUUAUAUUUUCUCUCUUUCAGUUAAGUGUUCCAUUUGCAAAAGUGUGUCGGACACGUACGACCCUUACUUGGACAUUGCUGUGGAGAUUCGAGUAAGUUACUUGCUUACUUUUAAAGUAUCUUCCUCCUGUCCUUGAAUAAUUCACAAUUGCAGAUCUAAUCAAUCGAUCACAUUUAUUUUAUAAAGCGCUUUUGACAUCAGCAGUUGUCACAAAGUGCUUAUUCAGAAACCCAGCCUAAAACCCAAAAGAGCAAGCAAUGCAGAUGUAGAAGCACUGUGGCUAGGAAAAACUCCCUAGGCAGAAACCCAGGAAGAAUGGUACUUAUAAAUUCUUGUCAGAUCAGUAGACCUAUUGAUUUAUCCCUGGGCCAGAAUAAAGAGUUAAUGGAUGUGUGUUGUGUUUGCUGUCCCAAAUGAAUUCAACUGAUGACUCUAUUUGGUUUCAUGCCUGUGCUGAGUGGUCUUCCAUCUGUCCCUUUGGUUUCAUGCCUGUGCUGAGUGGUCUUCCGUCAGUCCCUUUGGUUUCAUGCCUGUGCUGAGUGGUCUUCCAUCUGUCCCUUUGGUUUCAUGCCUGUGCUGAGUGGUCUUCCAUCUGUCCCUUUGGUUUCAUGCCUGUGCUGAGUGGUCUUCCGUCAGUCCCUUUGGUUUCAUGCCUGUGCUGAGUGGUCUUCCAUCUGUCCCUUUGGUUUCAUGCCUGUGCUGAGUGGUCUUCCAUCUGUCCCUUUGGUUUCAUGCCUGUGCUGAGUGGUCUUCCAUCUGUCCCUUUGGUUUCAUGCCUGUGCUGAGUGGUCUUCAGUCAGUCCCUUUGGUUUCAUGCCUGUGCUGAGUGGUCUUCUCUGUUCCUUUUCAGCAAGCAGCAAACAUCGUCCGAGCCCUGGAGCUCUUUGUCAAGCCCGACGUGUUGAGUGGAGAGAACGCCUACAUGUGUGGCCAAGUAAGUUCUGUGUAGUGACGUUCUAACUUCUAACACACUGUAGCAGUAGACGGACACAAGGCCCACAUUAGUGUUAUAGCCGUUUAUAAACAACACGCUUACACUUUAUCAGGUGUAAGAAGAAAGUUCCGGCAACAAAGCGAUUCACAGUCCAUCGAACGUCCAAUGUUCUGACCCUGUCUCUCAAGAGGUUUGCCAACUUCAGUGGAGGAAAAAUCACCAAGGUAAACCGCUCACAACAUUAGUCAUUACUCUGUUUAAAAAUGCUGUUUCAGUGUAACAGUUCUCACCCUAACUGGGUCGUAGUCCGUAGGGCACACAAUUGUAAAACGCUUUGCAAUGGAACAUUAAAAUCUGUGUUUUUAUUGGACAAAUUCAGGCAGUUCCUCCCCCUUUUUUAAAACAUUUGCUCCCUACUGAACAUGCGCCUGAUGAUUAUCUCGCCUGUGUCUUUGUUAGGACGUUGGCUACCCAGAGUUCCUGAACAUCCGCCCCUACAUGUCUCAGAGCACGGGGGACCCGGUCAUGUACGGCCUCUAUGCUGUCCUGGUGCAUUCUGGGUACAGCUGUCACGCUGGCCACUACUACUGCUAUGUCAAGGUAAGGAGGCUGAUGGUAGGCCGAAGACACUACUUUUGAGAUCGAUUUUGUUUGGAAGUCUUAAAAGGAUCAUUUACUUUUUGAAGUUUAGUUUUGAUUUUCAUUAUCACAGUUUUAUCAGAACAGUUUAAGUUUGUUAGCUGGUUAUUUAGCAACGUUCAGAAUUUCCUGGUUUGCCUCUUUGGAGCAAUGCUAGUGGAAAUGAGCUAAGACUUUUUAAAAAGUGAACCAUCCUGUUAAUCUGUGUUUAGUCUCUACUGUGGGAUGUCCCUUCACUUCAUUUAGAAAAGCCCAUUUUAUAUUUCCGUUGUCUUCACAGGCCAGCAACGGGCAAUGGUACCAGAUGAAUGACUCGAUGGUCCAUUCCAGUAACAUCAAAGUAGUCCUCAAUCAGCAAGCCUAUGUCCUAUUCUACCUGAGGUAAGACGUUAACAAUAUAGUAACCAGACCUGGGUGGAAUACAGAUGUCUGACACGUUCAAAUACCUUUUUCUUUUUUUUACCAGGGAAGUCACAUUGAGAGACCUUUUUCAAGUGAGCCCUGGAAGUAUUUAGCAUCGAGUUUACUCUGUUACAUUUUACAUUACAUUUUAAUCAUUUAGCAGACUCUUAUCCAGAGCGACUUACAGUAGUAGCGAGUGUGUACAUUUCCGUGCUAAAAAAAAUCUAACCCACACCCUGGCGUUGCAAGCACCAUGCUCUACCAACUGUUAUAACUAUUCAAUAGGUUCCAUUAUACACGGCAAGCUAAACCAAGCACAGCUCAAGUAUUUGAAAGUAUCUAACCCAGGUCUGUUGGUUACUAGUGACGAUUUGCUGAUUGUUUUGUUCUACAUAUUGACCGUACCUGCUCUUUGUCCGUUAGGAUCCCAGAGACCAAGAAGAACGUGGACGGCCAGAUCACCAAGCAGGGAAUGGGGAAGAACGUAGCGACGUCAGAACAGUUCAGGAAGACCAACCUCAACAGGCCCCUCUCCUCUCCGCAGGUCACCAAGGUAUGGGACAGGCUGGCAGAACGGUCCAUCAUCAGAACGUUUGAAAGCAAUACGGUAUGAAUAGACUUGCUGCCUUCGAUACGAUGUGAUACUUUUAUUGUCCAUUUGCAUGGAAAUCAAUACAAUACAGAAUGCUUCAAAUAGGACACUGACAUGAACUAUACUGGCCUUAUACAAUGUAAUAUACAUUAUACCAUUGUUCAGUAGCCUGAUGGCUGAUGAGAUUAAGCUGGCCCUGCCUCUUUGUUCUGAACCUGGGGACUUUGUAUCUUCUCCUGGAUGUAUUGUAUGGAGUGUUGUUGACUCUUGUCCCAAGGCUUGGUCACUGAACCAUGUCUCUUCUUUCGCUGCAGAAACUGGACCCUUUCCAGCUGCGUAAGAUCCAGUCUGUGGAUGGCGGCCUGGGCAUACCCGUGUCUAGGAAUGGCUCCCAGCAGCCCAACAGGAUGUCCAACGGGACGUCGUCCGCUGCCCACGCCCCCCCCAGGCUAGCAGGCGGACCCACGCUGAUCGAGGAGCCCUUCAAGAAGCUGAAGAAGCCCUGUCCCCCUCAGCAGCCCCAGGCGCGCAGCAGCACCCCUGCCCCCUCCUCCAACGGCGUGGGCAGCAGGUCGGACGGAGGAGACAGGAGGCACGGGAACCAAGGGGGGCAGGGGCCUGGCCGCAUCUACCUCACUCAAGUCCCUGUCGGACUCCUCCUCGGCAGACACCUCCGACUCAAAGGUACAGCACUAGUUACAAUAUAUUAUGCCUUUUAUUGGACGGGCAGUCAGUCUACUAUAACUGCACAAAAUGUGCCCUUAUAUAAUUGCUGUCACGUACAGGAUGAGAAUUUGCAUAUCUCAAACAUGCACGUUGUCUCAUUUACAGUGCAUUCGGAAAGUAUUCAGACCCCUUGACUUUUUCCACAUUUUGUUACGUUACAGCCUUAUUCUAGGAUGGAUUAAAUUACAUGUUUUCCUCAUCAAUCUACACACAAUACCCCAUAAUGACAAAGCGAAAACAGGUUUUAUAAAUUUUUGCAAAUGUGUAAAAAAAAAUACAUACCUUAUUUACAUAAGUAUUCAGACAUUUGCUAUGAGACUCGAAAUUGAACUCAGGUGCAUCCUGUUUCUAUUGAUCAUCCUUGAUGUUUCUACACCUUGAUUGGAGUCCACCUGUGGUAAAUUCAAUUGAUUGGAACAUGAUUUGUAAGGGUCACACCUGUCUAUAUAAGGUCCCACAGUUGACAGUGCAUGUCGGAGCAAAAAACCAAGCCAUGAGGUCGAAGGAAUUGUCCGUAGCGCUCCUAGACAGGAUUGUCGAGGCACAGAUCUGGGGAAGGGUACCAAAACAUUCCUGAAUCGUUGAAGGUCCCCAAGAACACAGUGGCCUCCAUCAUUCUUAAAUGGAAGAAGUUUGGAACCACCAAGACUCUUCCGCCCGGCCAAACUGAGCAAUCGGGGGAGAAGGGCCUUGGUCAGGGAGGUGACCAAGAACCCGAUGGUCACUCUGACAGAGCUCCAGAGUUCUUCUGCGGAGAUGGGAGAACCUUCCAGAAGGACAACCAUCUCUGCAGCACUCCACCAAUCAUGCCUUUAUAGUAGAGUGGCCAGACGGAAGCCACUCCUCAGUAAAAGGCAUAUGACAACCCGCUUGGAGUUUGCCAAAAGGCACAUAAAGGACUCUCUGACCAUGAGAAACAAGAUUAUCUGGUCUGAUGAAACCAAGAUUGAACUCUUUGGCCUGAAUGCCAAGCGUCAUGUCUGGAGGAAACCUGACACCAUCCCUAUGGUGAAGUAUGGUGGUGGUAGCAUCAUGCUGUGGGGAUGUUUUUCAGCGGCAGGGACUGGGAGACUAGUCAGGAAUGAGGGAAAGAUGAAUGGAGCUAAGUACAGAGAGAUCCUUGAUGAAAAUCUGCUCCAGAGCGCUCAGGACCUCAGACUGGGGCAAAGGUUCACCUUCCAACAGGACAACGACCCUAAGCACACAGCCAAGACAAUGCAGGAGUGGCUUUGGGACAAGUCUCUAAAUAUCCUUGAGUGGCCCAGCCAGAGCCUGGACUUGAACCCGAUCUAACAUUUCUGGAGAGACCUGAAAAUAGCUGUGCAGCGACGCUCCCCAUCCAACCUGACAGAGCUUGAGAGGAUCUGCUGAGAAGAAUGGGAGAAACUCCCCAAAUACAGGUGUGCCAAGCUUGUAUCGUCAUACCCAAGAAGACUUGAGGCUGUAAUCGCUGCCAAAGGUGCUUCAACAAAGUACUGAGUAAAGCGUCUGAAUACUUAUGUAACUGCGCCACUCAUGUCUCCUGAGUGGCGCAGUGGUCUAAGGCACUGCAUCGCAGUGCUAGCUGUGCCACUAGAGAUCCUGGUUCGAAUCCAGGCUCUAUCGUAGCCGGCCGUGACCGGGAGACCCAUGGGGCGGCGCGCAAUUGGCCCAGCGUCGUCCAGGGUAGGGGAGGGAAUGGCCGGCAGGGAUGUAGCUCAGUUGAUAGAGCAUGGCGUUUGCAACGCCAGGGUUGUGGGUUCGAUUCCCACAGGGGGUAUGAAAAAUAAUAAUGUAAGUCGCUCUGGAUAAGAGCGUCUGCUAAAUGACGUAAAUGUAAAUGUUAUAUCAGUUUAUUUUUAAUGCAUUUGCAAACAUUUCUAAAAUCCUAUUUUUGCUUUGUCAUUAUGGGGUAUUGUGUGUAGAUUAGAGAGAGAACAAUUUAAUCCAUGUUAGAAUAAGGCUGAAACGUAAAACAAUGUGGGAAAAGUCAAGGGGUCUGAAUACUUUCCGAAUGCACUGUACAUAUGCUUCCCUCCAUCAGAACGUAAUAGUUCCCAUUACUUCAUAGCCCAGUCAUGUUAGUUCAUGUUAGUAUUUGAUCCCCUAAUGAUUUCGUACGUUUGCCCACUGACAAAGACAUGAUCAGUCUAUAAUUUUAAUGGUAGGUUUAUUUGAACAGUGAGAGACCAAAUAACAAUAAAAAAAUCCAGAAAAACGCAUGUCAAAAAUGUUAUAAAUUGAUUUGCAUUUUAAUGAGGGAAAUAAGUAUUUGACCCCUCUGCAAUACAUGACUUAGUACUUGGUGGCAAAACCCUUGUUGGCAAUCACAGAGGUCAGACGUUUCUUGUAGUUGGCCACCAGGUUUGCACACAUCUCAGGAGGGAUUUUGUUCCACUCCUCUUUGCAGAUCUUCUCCAAGUCAUUAAGGUUUCGAGGCUGACGUUUGGCAACUCGAACCUUCAGCUCCCUCCACAGAUUUUCUAUGGGAUUAAGGUCUGGAGACUGGCUAGGCCACUCCAGGACCUUAAUGUGCUUCUUCUUGAGCCACUCCUUUGUUGCCUUGGCCGUGUGUUUUGGGUCAUUGUCAUGCUGGAAUACCCAUCCACGACCCAUUUUCAAUGUCCCUGGUUGAGGGAAGGAGGUUCUCACCCAAGAUUUGACGGUACAUGGCCCCGUCCAUCGUCCCUUUGAUGCGGUGAAGUUGUCCUGUCCCCUUAGCAGAAAAACACCCCCAAAGCAUAAUGUUUCCACCUCCAUGUUUGACGGUGGGGAUGGUGUUCUUGGGGUCAUAGGCAGCAUUCCUCCUCCUCCAAACACGGCGAGUUGAGUUGAUGCCAAAGUGCUCGAUUUUGGUCUCAUCUGACCACAACACUUUCACCCAGUUCUCCUCUGAAUCAUUCAGAUGUUCAUUGGCAAACUUCAGACGGCCCUGUAUAUGUGCUUUCUUGAGCAGGGGGACCUUGCGGGUGCUGCAGGAUUUCAGUCCUUCACGGUGUAGUGUGUUACCAAUUGUUUUCUUGGUGACUAUGGUCCCAGCUGCCUUGAGAUCAUUGACAAGAUCCUCCCGUGUAGUUCUGGGCUGAUUCCUCACCGUUCUCAUGAUCAUUGCAACUCUAUGAGGUGAGAUCUUACAUGGAGCCCCAGGCCGAGGGAGAUUGACAGGUCUGUUGUCUUUCUUCCAUUGACGAAUAAUCGCACCAACUGUUGUCACCUUCUCACCAAGCUGCUUGGCGAUGGUCUUGUAGCCCAUUCCAGUCUUGUGUAAGUCUACAAUCUUGUCCCUGACAUCCUUGGAGAGCUCUUUGGUGUUGGCCAUGGUGGAGAGUUUGGAAUCUGAUUGAUUGAUUGCUUCUGUGGACAGGUGUCUUUUAUACAGGUAACAAGCUUAGAUUAGGAGCACUCCCUUAAAGAGUGUGCUCCUAAUCUCAGCUCGUUACCUGUAUAAAAGACACCUGGGAGCCAGAAAUCUUUCUGAUUGAGAGGGGGUCAAAUACUUAUUUCCCUCAUUACAAUGCAAAUAAAUUUAUAACAUUUUUGACAUGUGUUUUUUAGGAUUUUCUUUGUUGUUAUUCUGUCUCAUUGUUCAAAUAAACCUACCAUUAAAAUUAUAGACAUCAUUUAUUUGUCAGUGGGCAAAUGUACAAAAUCAGCAGGGGAUCAAAUACUUUUUCCCCUCACUGUACGAUACAGAUAUAAGAUGGUCAGUUUGGGUGUAUGUCAUUGGUUUCUGGUCACGUUAUUAAUCAGAACCAAAUGCUUGCUAUUGUGUCAUCCAGGAUUCCAUGGGUACCAAAAGUGCACCGGUCGGUGGGACGUCCACCCCCCCUAGGAACGGCAUGGCCUCCCCCGCCAAGAGUUUUGAGCCCGUGGGCACAGAGGAGCAGAAGACGGUCAAGCUAAAACCCCACGCCCUCAUCAACAUCACGUCUUCACCCACCAGCACCACGUCUCCCCCACCCGCCAAAAAACUGGCCCUCUCUGCCAAGAAGGUGAGACUAGAGACACCG